AAAUUAUGGGGUCCACAUGGAGUGCUGAAAGAGGUGCCUUUUGGGAGCUUCAUAGCACUAGUUUCAAUUCAAAGAGUACAAGUUCAAAGAGUGUUGGGUUCUGAGGAAUUUGACAUGGGUGAUGAAGGGAAUUCCUCCGUCAAUUUGCCACCACAGCCAGUGGCAUUCGAGGAGCUUCUCGAAAUAAUUACAUUUAAAUUGGCCGGAGCAGGAAGCUAUCGUCAUCUGUUCAAAGCUAGACAACCGUUUUCUGACUUCUUGACAGGGCAGAGAGAAAGGGUAGUGUGGCAGCCUGUGCCCCCUACCAAAAUCUAGGGAGGCCGGCCAGUGGGCACGGGCUCAGGCCUGUCAGGUGAGACCUGACCUGAGAUUGGUCAUCUCAGCCAGGCAGGCCAUGAAGGAAUCCUGAUGUCCAUGGGCUAGGGUUCCUGGGAGCACCCUCCUUAGUGGGGCUUUCCCUACCCUCUACCCCACCACCUCUGGUGUUUUGGGGCUUGGUACGACCCACUCUUGCACCCGUUUCCUUUAUAAAUCCAUCCCCCCAGUCUGUACAUGCCAGUACACUGUUUCAAGACACCAGGGGGGACAACAUGAGUUUGACACCUCUCUCAGAGAACCUGGCAGCAUGGAAACUUCUGCCAGGUGUCUCUCAGUGGGACCUAGAUACCAUAAAGAAAGGGUACAGGAUCCAGUUUGCCACCCAUCCCCCUCAAUUUCAGGCACACACCAAACUUUGUUCCUCCAAGAGGGACUUCUCUCCCUUCUGAGAAAAGGGGCCAUAGAGCAUGUUCCCCUUCCAGAUCGGGAUUCAGACUUUUACAGCUGGUAUUUUGUUGUACCCAAGAGAGACAGGGGGCUGCUUCCAGUUUUGGACCUGCGAGCUCUGAACUCUGCCCUAAAGAAGUUCAAGUUCAAGAUGCUCACUACAAAACUGAUUGCAUCACAGAUCAGAUCUGAGGACUUGUUUGUGAUGAUAGACCUCAAGGAUGCCUAUUUUUAUAUAGGCCAGAACACAGGAAGUUCCUCUGGUUUGCUUUCGGUGGCGAAGCUUACCAGUAUCAGGUUUGUCCUCUUGGUCUAGCUGUCCGUGUACUCAAUUACCUGGAUGACUGGCUUAUCCUGGCCCACUCCAAGGCCAUGGCAGUCACCAGGAUGCAGUACUUGCCCUAUGAGGUCUGUAGGCCUCAGGAUCAACCCAGAAAAGUUUGUGCUUUCUCCAUAUCAGAUAACCACCUUCUUGGGGGUGAUUUGGGAUUCCACCACGAUGCGGGCAUGUCUAUAUAACUGCUCGGGUGACUUCCAUACUGUCAGUAGUAAUUGUUGUUUGGCUAGACCGAAACCUCUCUGUCACCGAGGCGCAGAGAGUCCUCAGCCUCAUGGCAGCUGCAGCCAACGUGAUUCCUUUGGGUCUGCUUCACAUGAGUCCGUUCCAGUUCUGGCUCAGAGGUGCGGGCUUCCAUCCUCACAGGCAUCCCCUCAACGCCAUCAGGGUUAUACGCUGCGGGCUUACGCUGUACCCUACUAAUGUGGACAAGACCCUGGUUUCUGGCCUUGGGUCCCACUCUAGGGGCGUGUCACCAUCUCAGGACUCUUUCGAUGGACGCCUCACUUUUGGGCUGGGGUGCAGUCUUGGAUGGCUGCCCUGCCUAGGGUCUUUGGGAAGGCCCUCAACUCUCAUGGCACAUAAAUUGCCUGGAGAUGAGGGCUGUGUUUCUAGCUCUGAAACACCUUCUCCCACACCUCAUGGGCUUCCUUGUGCUGGUACACACAGACAGCACCACAGUGGCUGCUUAUAUCAACCAUCAGGGUGGACUGUAUUUGCGCCCUCUCUAAACAUUGGUGCAGCAGAUCCUGCUCUGCUCCAACAAGUCCUAGCCAGAGUGCACCACGAUGGGGUACACCUUAUUCUAGUGGCUACCCUCUGGCCCGCUCGAGUUUGGUUCACAGACCUUGUCUCCCUCCUAGACACCGCUCCUUGGAAGAUUCCCAUCAGGAAAGAUCUCCUCUCUGAGGCAUGAGGGGUGAUUCUCCACCCCCGCCCAGGGAUGUGUAAGCUCUGGGUCUGGCCCCUGAGGGGGACCAGUUCCUAGAGGCAGGCCUCUCAUCACAGGUUGUGGAGACUCUGCUGAAUGCUAGGGCUCCCUCCACUAGGAAGCUUUAUGCUCUUAAGUGGAGACUUUUUAGUCUCUGGUGUGCUCAGUGCGAGCAGGACCUAGUGCACUGCACAGUGCUGGGUUUCCUACAGUCUUCUCUUUCUUAGGGCCUGUCCCCCUCUACCGUAAAGGUGUAUGUGGCCGCCAUUGCUGCGAACCUUGUCCUUGGGGCCUCCCUAGGUAGGCACCCUCUGGUCUCUCGCUUUCUGCGGGGUGCCAGGCAGCUGAGGCCUUCCUGCAGACUGCACCUCCCCUUCUGAAACCUCUCAGUGGUCCUGGACGGGUUGCUGGAAACCCCCUUGAGCUCAUGGAGUCAGCCUCAGAGAAUUUUCUGACCCUUAAUAUGGCUCUAGCCUAUGCUUAGUAUGGUUCUAGGCUUUUAGCCUUGGCCUCCCUUAGACGGGUAGGGGAUCUGCAGGCUCUAUCAGUCGUACCUGCCUGCCUGGAGUUUGCCCCUGGCAUGUCCAAGGCUAUCUUUCACCCCAGGGCUGGAUGUCCCAAAGGUGUCCAGGAUGCCUGGUCGUCCAGUCAUACUGCAGGCCUUCUGCCUUCUGCCCCAUGACUUGGUGUAACAGGAGAGGCUGCACUUGCUCUGCCCAGUCAGAGCCCUUUAGACUUAUGUCCACUGCUCCACCUCGUGGCGUAAGUCUCCAUCCUUGUUUGUCUGCUUUGGGAGCUGGAACAAGGUUAAUCUGGUCUCCAAGCAGAGCUUGGCACACUGGGUGGUAAAGGACAUUACUCUGGCCUACGAGGCACAUGGUAUUGCUUUGCCUCUAGGGGUCAGGACUCACUCUACUAGGGGUGUCUCCUCAUCCAAUGCCCUGGCUAGGGGUGUUCCCCUCCAGAAGAUUUGUGCUGUCCUGUCUGCACACCUUUGUCAGGUUUGACCAUUGUGUGGCGUCCUUUUGCACUUCCUUCCGACAAAGGAAAGCUGAAUGAAUGUUAUGUAGAUGCCCUUAUAUGGACAUGCUGGCGCGCAUUCCUCCGUCACGUGUCCUAUCUGAGCCAAUGAAUUGGCGUGUGUGCACAGGGAGCUUCAGACACACAUCCUCGACAAAGUGUUCCCAUAGUGUCAGUCAUAACGCAGCAUCUCGUUCCCUUCUCAGGGAACAGGGUUACUUAUGUAACCUGUUGUAGAUUUGUCUCAUCUGUCCAAAGGACAUUCUCCCAGAAGCUUUGUGGCUUGUCAAUAUGCAUUUUUCCAAAUUCCAGUCUCACUUUUUUAUGAUUUGCUUUCAACAGUAGAGUCUUCCACUUUGGCUCAAACAGUGACGGAUGGCGCAAUCUGACACUGAUGUACCUUGACCUCUAAUCUCUCUGGUUACCAUUUGUAUCAUCUGUCUCUUCAAUUUGUCAUCUAUUUUCCUUUUCGGCCAUGUCCAAGGAGGUUGUCCACAGUCCCAUUGACCUUAAACUUCUGAAUAUGUGCAAGUGUAGUCACAGGAACAUCAAGCUGCUCGGAGAUGGUCUUAUAGCCUUUACCUUCAACAUGCUUAUCUAUAAUUUUCCUUCUAAUUUCCUGAGACAACUCCCUCCUUAGCUUCCUGUGCUCCAUGUUCAGUGUGGGGCACACCAUGAUACCAAACAUUACAGUGACUACUUUUCACUGUUUAAAUAGGCAGACUGACUUAUUACAAGUUGAAGACACCUGUGAUGCUAAUUACAGGACACAUAAUUAGUUUAAUAUGUCCCUAUGGUCAAAUUAUUUUCAUUUCUAGGGGAACCAUCAUUUUUGUCUAGGCCUGUUUCAUUAACUUGUUUUUGUAAAUCGUUCUGUUGAACCACAAUUCAAAUGCAAUGUCUGAUUUUCAUACGUCAAGUUUCAGUAAAUUUUUAUAUAUUACCUUUGUCAGUUUCAAGUUGUCAGUGAACAUUGUGGGUUUUUCUUUUUUUAAUGGAUGGUGGCCAACAAUUUUGUCCAUGUGUGUAUGUAGGCAUUGCACAAGGUUAUAAAGCCAGUAUUGCCCACUUUAAACGCAUCACAAGUUCACGUUUACUGCAAAAGCCGACAAGCACCCGUGUCGUUUGUGAGCAAAAACUGGUAAGUCCAUUUUAGCGAGUCAGCGCGCAGUAUUCAGUUCAGCUGACCAGGCUGCUAGUCACUUCGGAAAGACACACUUGAUGAGAGGAGUUUCACUGAACCAGACUAAGUGUUCAAGUAUGGAUAAUUUUGACGGACUUGAUGAACCUGUGAUAUAUUCUUCAGGGCGUAAAAGGAAAAAAACUGAAAUUUUUUGACGGAACAUUGCUAAAGCAGCACAUUACAGUGGUGAAAGGAAAGCUUUCUGUAUUUCGUGUGUAACUGAGCUUCCAUAUCGGGAGAGAGAGAAUUAUGGCGUGUAUUUCAUCAAAACCGAUUUUGACAGGUCUGACAGCCAAUCAGAAUCGUCCACGUCACAUUGUCCCGCCCCUUUCAACCAAUCAGAAUUGUUCAUGUCACAUUGUCCCGCCCCUUUUCAACCAAUCCGAAAAACGUAUCCGCCACAUUAUCCCGCCUCCUUCUCAACCAAUCAGAAAAACGUAUCCGUCACAAUAUCCUGCCCCACUUUCAUCCGAUGAGGAUGUUUGAUGGGGUGGGGUACAUAUGAUAUGACAUAUUGAAUAAGUUUAUGUCCAGAAUAUUCCUUUAGUCAGCGUUGGGUCCCCCAAGUGGAUUCACAACUUAGAGGAUCUGACAGAGGGUACAGAACUUCUACGCUCUCCAAUCUAUCAUUUUAGAGAUCACGGACCUUUCUGCAGAACAAGUUCGGGCUAUACAUAUCUGGCAGUAGUGUCUAGGAAAUCGAGAUCAAUCAGCAAUAGAUAACAGCGAAGUGAUUAUUUCAGAUGGCGAGUGUUUUAAAACAUCAACGUAAUUUACAUGUCACAACAAUUUGGGGGCAGCCUGCCGCUUGGGCCACAUCCGUGACCUAAGCCAAUUCCUCGAAUUACGGAACAAGGAGAAGAAGAAGAAGACAUAGGUCACGUUUUCGACGGGGGAGAAAAUAACGUCGAUCAAGCGGCUACAUAUCCUGAGGAGUGUUUCAUCACAUUGAAUGGAUUCUUUCGACUAAGAGACGAAAAAUUUGGAAGCUUUGAACGUCUGUUUAUUACACUUCAGGUAUUGAACAUCUUCAAUCAUUAUAUGAUACUCUUGAUUGUCUGAAUAGCUGUGAUGCUGUGAAUAUAGAGUUGAUAAAAAGAUUUCACAUUAGACAUGGCGCAGAAGCGGGUGAAUCUCACACAGUCUUCAGGGGCUAAGAAAAUACGUGGUGAAAAUAAUCUACCGUCUUGUGAUUUCGGUUUUGAUGAAACUUUUUCUAGUAGUUUGUCACAUCACAACUCAUGCACAACUCUGAACCCCUAUUUAACAGACGCUAUCGACCGGUUAAACGAGAGUUUAGGACCAUCACAGCAGCUUGUUAGACAGACCCCUAUUACAGAUUAUAGUGACAUCAUUACACCCGAGACACAACAACGUGACAUAAUCAGUGAACUUAACCAGACUCUGUUAGCAUUACAGAAUAGUCUAAAUGAACAAGGUUACUCUACACAGUCGAAUCCCUCAUUAAUAGAUGCUGUUAACCAGUUGAAUGUUAGUCUAAGAAGUCCUGAGCCGGUUAAUACCCAAUUAGAGCAUUCCAAUCAUAAUUCAGAUCAUAAUGUAUCAAUUACACCACAUACUCAACACGACAUAUUCAGUGAACUUAACCAGAGUCUGCUAGCAUUACAGAAUAGUCUAAAUGAACAAGGUUACUCUACCCCCUUGAAUCCUGAGUUAUUAGAUGCGGUUAAUCAAUUAAAUGACAGUUUGGCUUUAGCCACAGAUCAAAACAUCAACGAGGUCCCUACUUCAGAAAUCGAACAUAAUCAUACACCGUUAUCUCCACAUGAUCUGUUUCAUGAUCUUAACCAAAGCCUCGUUAUGUUAAAUGAGGGUUUUGUAAACUUUUUCGAUACCGUUGCUUCACAAAACAUUCAAACUGUAAAUGAACACAGGACUGAAACAGUAAAUGAUCAGUCUCCUAAUGUAGAAGACGUGCAAACAGCUGACACUGAGAACAUAAACCCCCAAAGCUGUAUUGACGUGCGAAUAUCUGGCGGUGUUAACAUACAACCCCCUAGUGUUGAAAGCAUGCAAUUAGAUAAUGACGAGAACCUAGCCCCUCCUAAUGUAGAAAACAUGCGAACAGAUAACGUCGAGAACAUAGCCCCUCCUAACGUGGAAAACGUGCAAGCUGGUAACGUCGAGAACAUACCCCCUCCUAACGUAGAAAACGUGCAAGCUGGUAACGGGAUUGAUCCUAAUAUUAGAAUAAUUAAUCGCGACCGAUUCAAUAAUACUGAAAUUAGGAGAAGAGUACAUUUUUCAUCGAUCGCAGCUGUAGACAGCUUUGCGGAUUUUUAUAAUUAUGUUUUAGAAAUCUUAAACAGUCUGAUAGAAGUGGCUAAUGAAAUGAUUUCACCAAAGGACAUAGUAACGGUUGAAAUUAGAGGUGAUACGAUCGACGUUUCUUCACGUAUUCAUCUAGUUAAUGGGUCUGUUGAUUUACAGUCUUUUCUGACCAUGCUUGAAAAUUCUAUUCAAAGUAAACGUGAAAUUUUUUCAGAUGACACACUCGAAAUAGUAAUCCAAAUAGUUCGACCACCUCGUGGUGGUUCAUAUAGAAGGAAGAUUAGUACAUUAUUCACUUCGGAAGCUAUACAGAAGAAGAUGAGACAUCUGUAUAUAUUUCAUAAUAAAUACAUGUGUUUUACACUGUGUGUUACACAACUUUUGAACCCUCAAAAUAAUGACCUUCAAACUGAAAAAAUCGCUAGGCAAAUCCUCCGUGAUGUAGGAUUAACUGAAAACACAGCUGUCACAUCUGCUGAUGUAUCUAAAUUUGAGAAGCAUCUGAAGUGUAAAAUUGUAAUCAUACACCGUUCUGACAACAAAGCCGGCUACUCUUUCUUUCAAACCAGCAGAACCCCCCAUAAAAAAACAAUUUACUUGUUCUUACAUGACAAUCAUUAUUACGGUGUUAAAAGCAUUACAGGACUUUUGGGGCGUAGUUAUGUCUGUCGUUUCUGUCAUUCAGGGUAUGAGAAUGCCAGAGCUCACAAGUGUGAGUUUAGCUGUAACAUUUGUCGUGAUGUAGAAUGCUACAAUCAUAGACAGAGUAUAAUUAAAUGUCCUGAUUGUUUGAGGUUGUGUAAGUCAAAACGUUGUUUCGACAUACAUAAAGUAAAACGCCGGUCAGAAAGAGGUGUAUACUCUCUGUGUGAAACAGGGUUCUAUUGCAGCAUGCGUAAUGUCGUAGAGUAUCGGAACCCCUUUAACCGGAGAGAUCAUGUGUGCUUAGAGAGCCGUUGUGAUCUCUGUGGUGAAAAAGUGGAUUCAGAAAUAUCGCAUUUCUGUUAUAUACAGCCGUUAAGGAAAGAAAAGCAGAAUAUGAGACACAUCUUUUAUGAUUUCGAGACUACACAGGAAACCGGAACUCAUACUGCUAAUUUAAUAUGUUGCAUGAAUUGUCGUGGUAUGUCGUGGGCGUUUGAAGGGGAGGGGUGUGUUGCAGCAUUUUUUAAGGCUUUCCGUCGUAAAAAGUACAGAGGGUACACAUUUAUAGCGCAUAACCCUAGAGGGUUCGAUUCAUACAUUUUGUUGAAUCAUUUAGUGAAAGAAGGAAUCGCCCCUGAUAUCAUUGCACAAGGUGGAAAAAUUCUGUGUUUUUCUGAUACAGAUUUUCGACAGAGAUACAUCGAUAGUCUGUCUUUCUCACCCAUGAAGUUAAGUAAUCUUCCUAAAGCCAUGGGGUUCUCAGAAAAAAAGAAAGGUUAUUUUCCGCAUUUCUGGAACACAAAAGAACACCAAGACUACAUAGGUCCAUAUCCUGAGCCCGAGCUUUACGGUGUGGAUAGCAUGAUGCCUAAGGACAGGGAGGAUUUUUUUUAUGUGGUACGCGACCGUGACUGACAAAGUCUUUAAUAAUUUAAGACAUUCUGAGACAGGGGACAUGUUUAGCUUUCAGAAAUGAAAUUCUAGAAAGUACAGAAGUUGAUCCCUUUAAAUGUAUAACAAUUGCAUCUGUAUGCUUGAAAAUCUUCCGGACAUUAUUUCUCGAUGAACACACACUAGCUAUCCCACUACUAGAUAAUUACAUCAAUAACCAGAAAUCUUUCUCAACACCAUCCAUUCAGUGGCUUGAAUACAUUUCCACCACACAAAACCUCCCCAUUCAACACGCUCUGAACGAAGGUGAAGCAACAUUUGGCCUUUAUUCUGUUGAUGGGUAUUGUGAAGUGAUGCGAAAGGCAUUCGAGUUUCUCGGCUGUUUUUAUCAUGGGUGUGAAAAGUGUUAUCCCUCAACGGCCCCUUUCCCCCUUAACGCCAACUUUAGCUACGGGGAUGUCCGUCAAAAAACAUUGGAGAAGUAUUUGCAAGAGGUACGCAAUUUACAUGUCACAACAAUUUGGGAGCAUGAGUGGAGUGAAAUGAAGAAAUGUGAUAACAACGUGGUAAACUUUCUAAAAGAGUUUGACUUUCCAGAGCGCAUAAACCCCCGAGACGCCCUUUACGGCGGUAGAACCAACGCAUUGCAUUUACAUUACACAGUAAAAGCAGGAGAGAGAAUAGAUUAUUAUGAUUUCACUUCUCUUUAUCCCUACGUGAAUAAGACAAAAACCUACCCAAUCGGUCACCCAGUCAUCAUUUACCGUGACUUUGAACCUCUAGAGAAUUAUUUUGGGAUAAUCAGAGCUAAAGUAUUACCGCCUAGAGGUCUGUGGUCUCCUGUUCUUCCUUACAGGGUAAGAAGCAAACUUCUUUUCCCUCUGUGUAAAACAUGCUGUGAGCAACAACUGCAAAAGCAGUGUCGCCAUUCAGAUCAAGACCGAGCUCUUAUCGGAACUUGGGCACCUGUCGAAAUAGCUAAGGCCAUUGAAAAGGGGUACAAAAUUUUGAAAGUGUUUGAGGUUUGGCACUUCCCCAAAACCAGGUAAUGCUAACGUAUUCAUCGGAAUUUUUUCACUACAGCAUAUGCGAGACUAGAACUGUAUGAUCUGUUGGAUCGUUUAAAACAGCGUUGUUUAUACACAGACACAGACAGCGUCAUUUUUAAAAGCAGUGAAGGUGAUUGGAUGCCUCCAUUGAGCGAUUAUUUGGGGGGUCUUACCAGCGAGCUAGAGGAUGGUGAUCAUAUUGUCGAGUUUGUCAGUGCUGGUCCUAAAACCUAUGGGUAUAAAACUAAAAACGGAAAAACAUCUAUGAAAGCAAAAGGCAUCACUUUAAAUUACUCCAAUUCAAAAGUUGUCAAUUUGAAAUCGCUUACUGAGCUGGUGGAUGAUCGAGUGAAGAAUCCUGAUAAAAUCGGUCAUCUUACAACAUUGCACAAACAAAUCAUUCGAGAUAAAAAGGGUUUUCAUUUGAGAAAUCAAACACAAAUAAAAAGAUUCAGAGUUGUGUAUGACAAACGUGUUUUAUAACCUGAUUUUACAACUCUCCCUUACGGUUAUUAAGAUUGUUCGUGCUUAUGAUUGUAUAUAUGUAUAAUAAAAAGAUCAUUUGUUUUAUUACCUGAAAUUACAACUCUCACUUAUGAGAGUUCUAUGUAUGUAUAAUAAAAAGAUCAUUUUGAUUGAUUCUGUCAACCUGACCACUAGCCAUGGAUAACAUGAAUGUGACUACUUUUGAUGCGAGAUUGCAAAUGCCAUUUUCAUGUAUUGUGUGUGGACCAAGUAAUAGCGGUAAAUCUUUUUUUAUCAAACUUUUGCUGGAAAACAGUAAAGAAGUGUUGUCAAAAGUACCUGAAAAUAUCAUGUGGAUUUAUUCUUGUUGGCAACCAUUGUAUGAUGAGUUGAUGACCAAAAUAAACAUAAAAUUUCUUCAAGGAAUACCCGAUUCAUUGUGUGAUGAUGAACUUUUACCUACUAACAAGACAAACUUGUUGGUGAUAGAUGAUUUAAUGGAGUCUGCCAGUAAAAACGAGGAAGUAGAGAAGGCAUUCACAAAAUACACACACCACAGAAAUCUAAGUGUUGUCUAUCUGGUACAGAAUUUGUUUUUUCAAGGAAAAAGUAGUAGAACCAUUAACUUAAACACAAAUUAUAUGAUUCUUUUUAAAAAUCCUAGAGAUAAAUUACAAAUCAGCAUACUAGCUCGGCAAAUGUAUCCAGAUAAUAGCAAAUAUUUUCUGGAAAGUUUUCACGAUGCUACAAUUAAACCUUACGGUUAUUUAUUUGUCGAUUUAAAAGCUAAUACGCCAGAAGACUUUAGACUACGGUCUGGGGUGUUUCCGCAAGAAACCCCGGUUGUGUAUAUCAGUCUACAGUUCGUUGUCCCCUGUUUUUAAUUCCCCAAUUCUCCCCCCCUCUGAAUGGAUUGAUUUUUGAAAUGA
This is a messenger RNA of Hemibagrus wyckioides, 10507 nucleotides long. Its product is annotated as cytochrome P450 2M1-like. Gene Ontology annotation, cellular component: cytoplasm; intracellular membrane-bounded organelle. Bases 5350 to 8088 code for a protein of 912 amino acids. Gene Ontology annotation, molecular function: oxidoreductase activity, acting on paired donors, with incorporation or reduction of molecular oxygen, reduced flavin or flavoprotein as one donor, and incorporation of one atom of oxygen; heme binding; iron ion binding. The record is from RefSeq and is a predicted model, not a curated record. Gene Ontology annotation, biological process: xenobiotic metabolic process. Lineage: Eukaryota; Metazoa; Chordata; Actinopteri; Siluriformes; Bagridae. The transcript has 4 exons.